GCAUGCUCCACGUCUGAGCUCCGGAGUUUAGAGACGGGCGGAGCAAGAGCCGGAGGCCUGCACUAGUGCGCAUGCGCGGCGCCGGGGCUUGCAACAGAGAGAAGUACUGCUGGCUCCGCCGCGGCAGUUAAGAAUGUGGCGCGAGUCCUGGAGAGAGCAAUUAACUGAGAAGGCUUGAAAGAGAAGCGUGACUGUUGGAUCUGUGGGAGAAAUGGAGUCUACAGAGCAGGACGUGGAACGGUCCUUCUGCUUAAGCGUGAAAGGCCUUGUGAAGAUGCUGCGAAUGGUAGUAACUGUGGCAUCUAUGACCUUUUUCAUCAUCGCACAAGCCCCUGAACCAUACAUCGUUAUCACUGGAUUUGAAUUCUCCAUUAUUUUAUUUUUCAUAGCUUUGUAUAUGUGCAGACUUGACAAACUGAUGAGAUGGUUGUUUUGGCCUUUGCUUGAUAUCAUCAACUCAAUGGUAACAGUACUAUUCAUGCUUAUUGUGUCUGUGUUGGCACUGAUACCCAAAACUUCAACAAUGACGGUCCUUGGAGGGGUGUUUGGUCUGCUGACAAUAGUGUGUGCUAUUGCUGAUUGUGCCCUCAUGUACCGGAAACUUCUCUUCAAUCCAAGUGGACCUUACCAGAAAAAUUCUCCUAAUCGUAGCAGAGAUGACGAGAGUCAAUAAUUUGUAUUCCUUUGUACUAAUUAUUAAACUGAUUUCUUUAUUCUUCCA
Messenger RNA from Microtus oregoni (creeping vole), 721 nucleotides. It is a transcript of the gene Cklf, whose product is annotated as chemokine like factor. The record is from RefSeq and is a predicted model, not a curated record. Gene Ontology annotation, cellular component: membrane. The transcript is spliced from 4 exons. The coding region runs from base 212 to 673 and encodes 153 amino acids. NCBI's taxonomy places the organism in Eukaryota, Metazoa, Chordata, Mammalia, Rodentia, Cricetidae.